Messenger RNA from Danio aesculapii, 5567 nucleotides. RefSeq names its product mitogen-activated protein kinase kinase kinase 5 (gene map3k5). NCBI's taxonomy places the organism in Eukaryota, Metazoa, Chordata, Actinopteri, Cypriniformes, Danionidae. Gene Ontology annotation, molecular function: MAP kinase kinase kinase activity; ATP binding. The transcript has 30 exons. The record is from RefSeq and is a predicted model, not a curated record. The coding region runs from base 594 to 4694 and encodes 1366 amino acids. Gene Ontology annotation, biological process: protein phosphorylation; cellular response to stress; MAPK cascade.
UAGAAACAGGGCAGGGUCCAAAUGAACGCGCUUCAGCCGCGAGCAAGCGAGCGAUUUCACAAUAAACACGAGUGACAUAAACAGGACCGACAAGACCGAAGAAACCCAAUGUUAAUGUCUGGCGGCGAAACGGCUCGGUGUGAUGCGGGCGGCGAUCAACAGGAGCGACUGCGUUAACGUACUUAGCAAGCUAACAGUUGCUGGCGCUCCGGGAUACGGGUCAAGUUUGUCAAGUUUCGCGAAGGCUUCAGUUUGAGGACAUCAGUGUGUUUGCAGUGAGAGAUAUCAGUCAUUUGUGUCGUGACCAGCAUGUCCGUCAACAGUCCUUGAUCGCUGCUGUUGUUUUGAAUUAUUACGUUUUUAAAUUUAUGUUCAGGACUCUAUAGGCUGCUAAGCGGAUUAUUUUGAGUUUCAUCUAAAAAAAAAAAAAAUAUGGAUCAAUAAUGUUUAAUUGUUAGGUCUGAUGACGUCAUGCCAUUUAUUAUUACUAUUUUGAUGCCAGUGGUGUAGCGGGCACGAGUGCCAGCUAUGGAGUGUGGCGGUUAAUUAGCGUUAGCAGUGCUGCUGGGUGUCGCUUCACCAACUGAUGAACGAUGAAUUCAGAUCUGGAGGCCAUUUCUCUGUCUGUGCCCUCUCUCAGCCAGCCCCUGGAGAUGAUGAUGGUGAUGAUGGGAGGCAGUGAUGGAGAAUCCAGUGCUGGGACUAAUUCUGGUGCUGGGGCUUUCUGGCAGGAUCCCUCCAGCUGUAAGAGUGCCUGCCCCGGGCUGAUCAGCUCGCCCUCGGACGGGGUCGCCCUGUUGACCCCGGGGAAAUGCAAGAGUCGAGCUGUGACGGUGGCUUAUGUGAGGAACUCCGAGACCAGCCAGCCUCUCAGCACGGAGAACAUGGCACUACAGUGUCUGAAGGAUGCCUGCGACAUCGUGGGCUGUAAACUAGACGUGGUGCCCUUUGGGAAGCUGGACUUUGGCGAAACAUCAGUUCUUGAUCACUUUUAUAACGCAGAUAUUGCAGUGGUUGAAUUGACGGACGCGUUUCGGCAGCCCUCCCUCUUCUAUCAUUUGGGUGUGAGAGAGAGCUUCUGCAUGGUCAACAACAUCAUCCUUUACUGUGAUCACGACUCCGACUCCCUGCAGUCUCUUCAGGAUGUGAUAUGUCAGAAGAACAUGACAUGCGCUGCUAACUACACAUUCAUCCCAUACAUGGUGACGCCUCAGAGUAAGGUGUACUGCUGCGAGAGCAGUCUGAUGAAGGGUUUGAGUGAACUGAUGCAGCCCAGCUUUGAGGCCCUGCUGGGGCCCAUCUGUAUGCCUCUGCUGGACAGACUCACGCAGCUGCUCACCAGCUGCAAGUCCAACACUUGCCAGUACUUUCGUGAGACCGUCCUGAAUGAGAUUCGUAAAGCACGUGAGCUUUACACUGGAGCAGAGCUGGCGGCAGAGCUCCGGCGGAUACAGCAGCGGCUCGACAACGUGGAGUGUCUCUCAGCAGACGUCGUCAUUAAUCUCCUCCUGUCAUACAGAGAUAUUCAGGAUUACGAAUCUAUUGUGAAGUUAGUUGAAACACUGGAAAAGCUGCCGACCUUUGACCCCGUGGCUCAUCCUCAUAUAAAGUUCCACUACGCCUUUGCCCUCAACAGGAGAAACCUACCCGGAGACAGACAGAAGGCGCUGGACAUCAUGCUGCCAUUGGUCAACUCCGAUGAGCAGGUGGCGUCUGAUAUUUAUUGUUUGGUAGGCCGGAUAUAUAAGGAUAUGUUCCUGGACUCUCAUUUCACAGACACAAACAGCAGAGAUCAAGGCAUACACUGGUUUAGAAGAGGGUUUGAAUCGGAGCCCACGCUGCACUCUGGUAUCAACUAUGCAGUGCUGCUGCUGGCUGCAGGACAUCAGUUUGACUCUUCCUUUGAGCUGCGUAAAGUAGGUGUGAAGUUAAGCAGUCUGCUGGGGAAGAAAGGCAGUUUGGACAGAUUGCAGAGCUACUGGGAUGUUGGAUUCUUCCUCGGGGCUAGUAUUCUGGCCUGUGACAACACUCGAGUCAUCCAGGCCUCUGAGAAACUCUUCAAAAUCAAAGCUCCUAUUUGGUAUCUGCGCUCGCUGGUUGAAACCAUCCUCAUUUAUAAGCACUUUACGAAAGUAAGCACAGAUCCGCAGGCCCCUAAACAGGAGCUGGUGGACUUCUGGAUGGACUUCAUGGUCGAAGCCACCAAUAAGGAUAAAGAUGUGACAUCCGUCCGAUUUCCGGUGUUGAUAUUGGAGCCCACUAAAGUAUACCAACCGUCUUACCUCUCCAUAAACAAAGAUGCGGAGGAGAACACGUUAUCCAUCUGGCACGUGACCCCUGAUGACAAAAAAGGGAUCCACGAAUGGAAUUUCAGUGCAGCGUCAGUACGAGGCGUGAGCAUCUCCAAAUUUGACGAGCGCAGCUGUUUUCUCUAUGUUGUGAACAACUCUGAAGACUUCCAAAUUUAUUUCUGCACAGAGAUGCACUGCAAGAGGUUCUGUGAUCUGGUGAACACUCUCACUGAGGAGGCCUGGAAAGGCUCGGAUGAGAACGAGUGUGAAUCUGAGGCUUUAGAGUAUGAUUAUGAGUACGAUGAGCAUGGAGAGAAGGUGGUUCUGGGUAAGGGCACGUUUGGAGUUGUCUACGCUGGCCGUGACCUCAGUAACCAGGUGCGCUUGGCCAUCAAAGAGAUCCCUGAACGGGACAGCAGAUAUUCACAGCCUCUGCAUGAAGAAAUCGCCCUGCAUAAACACCUCAAGCACAAGAACAUCGUGCAGUACCUCGGCUCCAUCAGCGAGAACGGCUUCAUCAAGAUCUUCAUGGAGCAGGUUCCUGGAGGCAGCCUGUCAGCGUUGCUCAGGUCAAAGUGGGGUCCUCUAAAAAACAACGAGCCCACCAUUGGCUUCUACACUAAGCAGAUUCUGGACGGUCUUAAAUACCUGCAUGACAACCAGAUAGUUCACAGGGACAUUAAGGGGGAUAAUGUCUUGAUAAACACCUACAGUGGAGUUUUGAAAAUCUCUGAUUUUGGAACGUCCAAACGUCUGGCUGGAAUUAACCCCUGCACUGAAACAUUUACUGGUACAUUACAGUACAUGGCCCCUGAAAUCAUAGAUAAAGGGCCCCGUGGCUAUGGUAAGCCAGCAGACAUCUGGUCCCUGGGUUGCACCAUUAUAGAAAUGGCCACUGGGAAACCUCCCUUCUAUGAGCUGGGGGAACCUCAGGCAGCAAUGUUCAAGGUCGGGAUGUUUAAAAUCCACCCGGAGAUUCCUGACUCCAUGUCAUCUGAAGCCAAAGCCUUUAUCCUGCGCUGCUUUGAGCCUGAUCCAGACAGCCGAGCCACGGCCAAUGAUCUGCUCACCCAUGAGUUCCUCAAGGUCACAUCACGCAAAAAACGAUCCAAGACCAGCAGCUUCACAGCUCUUACACCAGGGUCCGAGUACCUGCGCAGCAUUUCUCUGCCUGUUCCUGUGGUGGUGGAGGACACCAGCAGCAGCAGCGAGUACGGCUCCGUCUCACCCGACAAUGAGCUCUGCACAAACCCCUUCAACUUCAGGCCAAGCAACAGCAGCAGCAAGAGCUACAGCGAGAGGGAGGUCAAAGGUCAUCGCUCGCUCUUCUUGAGUAUUCCUGUGGAGAACUUUGAAGACCACAGCGCACCGCCGUCCCCAGAAGAGAAGGACUCCGGGUUCUUCAUGCUGAAGAAGGACAGUGAAAGAAGAGCGACUUUACAUCGAAUCCUGACCGAAGACAGAGAGAAGAUAGUGCUUCACCUGCUAGAGGCGCUCACACAGGGGUCUGAGGAGACCAAACUGAAGCACCAGCAUAUCUCCACACUCGUGGCAAGCCUGGGAGAUUUCGUGAGGAUGGCCGACAGAAAAAUAAUCGCCAGCACACUUUCUCAGCUCAAACUGGAGCUGGACUUUGACAGCACGGCGAUCAGCCAACUGCAGGUGGCGCUCUUCGGCUUCCAGGACGCGGUGAAUAAAGUCCUGCGGAACCACAACAUCAAGCCACACUGGAUGUUUGCCCUGGAUAACAUCAUUCGAAAGGCUGUGCAGACUGCCAUCGUCAUAUUGGUGCCUGAAUUGCGUCCACACUUCACGCUAGCAUCAGAGAGUGACCCCGCCGAGCAAGAGGACAUCGAUGAUGAUGCGGUCCCGCAGGGAAACGCUGCGCUCAAGGACAUGGCACCAGCACUCGUUCAUCAUGACGACACUGUGGCCACCUCUGGAGUGAGCACGCUCAGUUCAACAGUUUCCCACGAGUCUCAGAGCGCGCAGAGGUCUAUCAGCAUGGAGCUGGGACGCAUGAAGCUAGAAACCAAAAGGUUGUUGGAGGAAUUAGUAGAGAAGGAGCGAGAGUAUCAGGCCAUCCUGCAGCAGGUCCUGGAGGACAGAGAACAGGAGAUCAAACUAUUAAAGUGUCGAACCGGACCCAUCGAUGCUCCCGUGCAGCAGCUCGUGGAAACCCGCAGCUCAUUGGACGGAGGUGGAGACCAGCAGCUUCUGGAGUGGCUCAAACUCCACGGGGCCGAUGCUGAUUCCAUAGAGACGAUAAUAGCUGAAGAUUACAGUCUUGAUGACAUCCUUCAUUACGUCACCAGAGAUGACUUAAAGACUUUGAGGUUACGAGGUGGAGUCCUGUGUAAACUGUGGAGCGCCAUCACAGCGCACAGAAAAAAGCCCGGCUGAGGACCACCGCCAUCCACACACAACCAAAUAUGUCCGGUGGGAACAAUUCAACUCUCGUGUGAUUGUUUAUAUCACGUAAACGUGCAUUUUAAAUAUUCUAAUGUAAAUAUGUGUGUGAACUUUUCCUUUUUUUAUUGAUCGGUGAAAUUGUAGUUGCGCAAGGAUCCACGCAUUUGAUACGCCAGUGCUGUUACAGCAUCUUUAUACAGGAGGUUUGCUUUAUUUUUGAUAUUUGUUUACAGAAACGUGUCCUGAGAAGCUUUUCCAGUCCAAAUCUCUCCCGUCUGCAGUUUAAAGACGUUGAAACUAAAGACAUGUAUGUGUUUUAUAUAUUUGUACAUGUAUCAUUUAUAACCUGGGUAAUGUCUCCAAAUCUAUUAUUAUUAUUUUUAAUCAACGCUAGUUAUAUUAGCAGAAUUACAGCUAUGAAAAACUCAAUUAUGAGUCAAAAGUACUGUGUUUCUAUGUGUUAAAGUCUUCUAGAGGUACAUUCCUGAGAUUAUAUAUGUAUAAACUGCACAAUGUUUUGCUAUCCAGAAGCACAGAGGAUAUCUCAGCGUGUGUUUUAGCACUUAUAUCAGGUUAUUCAGCAGCACAAGUCGUCGUUUUCUGGAGACUGAAGAGUUUAGCUGAUGCCAGUUUUUAUAACAAGUUAAGUUAUAACUGAAGAACACGUCUAAAAGAAUCAUCCUGUGCUUUUAUUUCAGUGAUUAUUUAUUAUCUUACACACACAUGCACACACAGGGCUAUGUGAAGUUUCAAUCAUGUAAUGGACAAGUUUGAUGUUUGCAUGAUCCGUCUUUGCAUUCUGUCGCUUUCAUUGUGUGCAAAUCCAGAUUUCACUUCUGAAGUGAAUAAAAGAGUUGAAAAACA